Molecule: messenger RNA, 2475 nt
Organism: Micropterus salmoides (largemouth bass)
Lineage: Eukaryota; Metazoa; Chordata; Actinopteri; Centrarchiformes; Centrarchidae
Product: monofunctional C1-tetrahydrofolate synthase, mitochondrial-like
Biological process (GO): tetrahydrofolate interconversion
Cellular component (GO): cytosol
Molecular function (GO): methylenetetrahydrofolate dehydrogenase (NADP+) activity; ATP binding; formate-tetrahydrofolate ligase activity
Source: RefSeq, a predicted model, not a curated record
AUGAUGUUCGCCUGCUGUGUGAAGGCUGGGGUUUCUGUGGACCAACAGACAAUUGUAGAGGAGGUGUUGAAGUUGAAUGAAGACCCCAGGGUGCAUGGAGUCUACCCACCUCCCCCUGCUUCCCUCACCAGUCGAGUGCUGAACACACUCAAACCUGAGAAGGAUGUAGACGGGAUAUCAGAUUUGAAUUUGGGCCGUCUGGUACGAGGAGACCUGAGCAAAGGCUUUCUGCCACCCAUAGCCAGCGCUGUCCUGGAUCUCCUGGAGAAACAUGAUGCUCCUUUGGAAGGGAAAACUGUGUUGCUGGUCGGAGGAGAAGGAGCACUUGGGGUAGCCCUGCAGUGUCUGAUUGAAAGAAGUGGAAUGGUAGCACUCAAGAGCCAUUGGCACUCCAAGAACCUACAGAAACAGGUGAUGCAGGCUGAUGCUGUGGUUCUGUUAGGGGCAGGAACAUUGGAUGUCCCACCCACCUGGGUUAGACCAGGGGCGGCUGUCAUCUGCUGUGAGCCCACCCUGAAGACAGAUGAACAUGCUAUUAAGAUGUCCUCAAAAUCUGGUUUAGGAAACCUCAUAGCAGCUUACAGAACCCAGAAUGUGGUGCGUAGUUGCAGUCGGUGGCUCCAGGAGCAGCAGUACCAACCCUGGCGUCUGCGUAGCCUCAAACUGCAGCCCCUGACCCCUGUACCAAGUGACAUAGAGAUUUCCAGAGCUCAGACGCCUAAGCCAGUGGACCAACUGGCUAAGGAGAUUGGUCUGCUGCCAGAAGAGCUUGAGGCCUAUGGCAGGAACAAAGCUAAGGUCCGACUCUCCCUGUUAGACCGUCUCCACACACAACCUGAUGGGAAAUAUGUCCUGGUUGCCGGUAUAACUCCCACCCCACUGGGCGAAGGUAAAAGCACAGUGACCAUCGGCCUGGUCCAGGCCCUGUCUGCCCACCUUAAGCUCAACUCCUUCGCCUGUCUCCGACAGCCUUCCCAGGGACCCACCUUCGGAGUUAAAGGGGGAGCUGCAGGAGGGGGAUAUGCCCAGGUCAUUCCUAUGGAGGAGUUCAACCUCCACCUGACUGGUGACAUACAUGCUAUCACAGCAGCCAAUAACUUGGUGGCAGCAGCCAUCGAUGCCAGGAUGCUCCAUGAAGCGACGCAGUCAGACAAGGCCCUGUUCAAUAGACUGGUCCCUUCAGUGAAUGGAGUCAGAAGGUUUUCACCCAUCCAAAUCUCCAGGCUGCGACGUCUAGGGAUCAGUAAAAUAGACCCUGCAUCUCUCACACUCCAGGAAGUCAGCGCCUUUGCACGUCUUGACCUUGACCCUUCCAAGAUCACCUGGCAGAGAGUUGUUGACACAAAUGACCGUUUCUUGAGGAAGAUCACCAUCGGACAGGCAAGCACUGAAAAAGGACAGAUCAGAGAGACUGGGUUUGACAUAGCAGUUGCCAGCGAGAUCAUGGCCAUCCUGGCUCUGGCCGACAGCCUGGAGGACAUGAAAAACAGACUGGCACGCAUGGUGGUGGGGACCAGCCGCUCUGGACAGCCUGUCACCGCAGAGGACCUGGGUGUGAGUGGAGCACUGACGGUGUUAAUGAAAGAUGCCAUCAAGCCCACGUUGAUGCAGACCCUCGAGGGUACGCCAGUGUUUGUCCACGCUGGGCCCUUUGCCAACAUCGCCCAUGGCAACUCCUCGGUGCUGGCGGACAAGCUGGCUUUGAAGUUGGUCGGACGGGACGGCUUUGUGGUGACAGAAGCUGGUUUUGGAGCGGACAUCGGGAUGGAGAAAUUCUUCAACAUCAAAUGUCGGGCUUCAGGGCUCAGGCCAAAUGUGGUGGUGUUGGUUGCAACUGUCCGAGCGUUAAAGAUGCAUGGCGGUGGCCCAAAUGUGUCAGCAGGCACACCUCUUCCCAAAGAGUACAUUGAUGAGAAUCUGACCCUAGUUGCAGGCGGUUGCCGUAGCAAUCUCAGGAAGCAGAUCCAAAUAGCGCACCUGUUUGGGGUACCAGUCGUGGUGGCGCUCAAUGUCUUCAAGACUGACACCCAGGCAGAGAUCGACCUUGUGUGUCAGCUAGCAAAAGAGUGCGGAGCGUCUGACGCUGUGCCAUGUCACCACUGGUCGCAGGGUGGGCGAGGUUCUCUUGAGGUGGCCCAAGCUGUGAAUGAGGCUGCCGGCAGACCCAGCAACUUCCAGUUCCUGUACAACAUAGAGAUGCCGAUAGUGGAGAAGAUCAGAACAGUUGCACAGAAAGUGUAUGGACUGAUCAUCGAGCUGUCUCCAGAGGCCAAGUCCAAGAUAGAUUACUAUAAUCAACAGGGCUAUGGUUCAUUGCCCAUCUGCAUGGCCAAGACUCACCUGUCCCUGUCCCACAUGCCUGACAAGAAGGGUGCACCCACUGGAUUCAUUCUCUAUCUGAAACUGAACCACCAUCAGCGGAGACUGGCUCCGUCCAUCCGCCGCUGGCACUCGUCGCCAACAGGCUCCGGCUAG